This is a messenger RNA of Caenorhabditis elegans, 1149 nucleotides long. It is a transcript of the gene mdh-1, whose product is annotated as Malate dehydrogenase, cytoplasmic. Gene Ontology annotation, cellular component: cytoplasm. Gene Ontology annotation, biological process: malate metabolic process. Gene Ontology annotation, molecular function: catalytic activity; oxidoreductase activity; L-malate dehydrogenase (NAD+) activity. The record is from RefSeq and is marked reviewed. NCBI's taxonomy places the organism in Eukaryota, Metazoa, Nematoda, Chromadorea, Rhabditida, Rhabditidae. The transcript has 3 exons. Bases 2 to 1012 code for a protein of 336 amino acids.
AAUGUCCGCCCCACUUCGCGUUUUGGUCACCGGAGCCGCUGGUCAGAUCGGUUACUCGAUCGUCAUCCGCAUCGCCGACGGAACUGUAUUCGGAAAGGAACAACCAGUGGAGCUCGUUCUUCUCGACGUCCCACAAUGCUCCAACAUUCUCGAAGGAGUUGUUUUUGAGCUCCAGGAUUGUGCUCUUCCAACCCUUUUCAGCGUUGUUGCUGUCACUGAUGAAAAGUCGGCCUUCACCGGUAUCGACUACGCUUUCUUGGUCGGAGCCAUGCCAAGACGCGAGGGAAUGGAGCGCAAAGAUCUUCUUGCUGCCAACGUCAAGAUCUUCAAGUCACAAGGAAAGGCUCUUGCUGAGUAUGCCAAGCCAACCACCAAGGUUAUCGUUGUUGGAAACCCAGCCAACACCAAUGCAUUCAUUGCUGCCAAGUACGCCGCCGGAAAGAUCCCAGCCAAGAACUUCUCUGCCAUGACCAGAUUGGACCAUAACCGUGCUCUUGCUCAACUCGCCCUUAAAACCGGAACAACCAUCGGAAAUGUCAAGAACGUUAUCAUCUGGGGAAAUCACUCUGGAACUCAAUUCCCAGAUGUCACCCACGCUACCGUUAACAAGAACGGAACUGAGACCGACGCUUACGCCGCUGUCGGAGACAACGCUUUCCUUCAAGGACCAUUCAUCGCCACUGUCCAAAAGCGUGGAGGAGUCAUCAUUGAGAAGAGAAAGCUCUCGUCUGCAAUGUCUGCCGCUAAGGCCGCUUGUGAUCACAUCCACGACUGGCAUUUCGGAACCAAGGCUGGGCAAUUCGUCUCCAUGGCUGUCCCAUCCGAUGGUUCAUACGGAAUCCCACAAGGACUCAUUUUCUCAUUCCCAGUUACCAUCGAGGGUGGCGAAUGGAAGAUUGUUCAAGGUCUUAGCUUCGACGAUUUUGCCAAGGGAAAGAUCGCUGCUACCACCAAGGAACUCGAGGAGGAGAGAGAUGAUGCUCUAAAGGCUUGCGAUGAUGCCAACAUCUAAAUUUUCCCCAUAAAUUAUAACGAUUUCCCAACCGCUCCCUUAAACUUAAAAUGUAAAAAAAGAAGUAGGCCGUCUUGUCGUUUUUGUAAAUGUAUUAUGUAUUCAGUUAUUGAACAAUGAAUUUAUUGCAUCUUCGG